AUGGCAGUGGCUGUAGUUGUAGCGGUUGCGGUAGCUGCAGCGACAGCAGCGGCAGCUGUAGCGGCAGCAGCAGCAGCGGUAGAAGUGGUAGUAGUUGUAGCGGCAGUUGCAACGGCUGCGGUAGCAGCAGCGGCGACAGCUGUAGCGGCAGCUGCAGCAACUGGACCGGCAGAGGCAGCAGCAGCAGCAGUGCGGCUCUCGUAG
Messenger RNA from Closterium sp. Yama58-4, 204 nucleotides. NCBI's taxonomy places the organism in Eukaryota, Viridiplantae, Streptophyta, Zygnematophyceae, Desmidiales, Closteriaceae. The record is from the annotation of a GenBank genome assembly.